This is a messenger RNA of Sitophilus oryzae (rice weevil), 1525 nucleotides long. RefSeq lists its product as uncharacterized. The record is from RefSeq and is a predicted model, not a curated record. The transcript is spliced from 6 exons. Bases 346 to 1398 code for a protein of 350 amino acids. Gene Ontology annotation, molecular function: protein binding. Lineage: Eukaryota; Metazoa; Arthropoda; Insecta; Coleoptera; Curculionidae.
AACAAUUGAUAUUUUGUUUUUGUGGCAAACCGCAAAACUGUAUCAGCGUACCUAUCAACGCUUCGCAACAAACCUUGUGAUUUUUGUUUUAUUUUUAGUCAGGUGGUUAAUCUUUAUGUGUAAAUUGUUUUUCAAAACGUGAAAUAUAUUGAAUGAAGAAUUCUUUAAGGCUGGAUAGUAAUAUAAUUCUUGGCGGUUGCCCUUAAUUGGAUAAAAAAUUGUGUAAGGUUGGCGACCCCUUCCAUAGUGUGUUUUACCGUUAAUAUCGGAUGCACCAUAACGAAGGCCUCCUUGUCUGUGUAACAAUAUAAUCGUAGUUUGUGCCCACACCAGCAAUCAACAUCAAUGAGUAGUGCUAAAGCCAUAACCAACGAAUUGUCAGAUUUAGCAGAUCUUGACAGUAACUUAACAAAAAAAUGGAAGAAAUUAUGCCAGCGAUGUUCAUCAUUGAGAAGCUACGCCACGCUAGAUACUUCUAAAUAUGCCUUUACGACAUCGUCUUUAAGAUUUCCAAGCAGCACGAAGAAAGUACAGGAUGCUCUGAAAGUAAAACUUAACCAGAUGAACCUAGGAUUUAAAAAAAGAAAAACACUCUCUGUCCAAGAGUUAUUUCAUCAGCAGGAAAAUUAUGCACCUGCUACAAGUGAAUUUCGACAUUACGGACACACUGCACCGUCCAGAAAUAUCCACGGAGUAAAACCAGGAUCCUCUUUUAACCUCAGCGUCGAUAAUGUAGGUCGCGUUCAUUGCUAUGAACCACCACCUGACUACGAUGUAGAUCUGACGAAUCCACAAGCAAAAAGAUGGUCUUUGGCUUCUAACGACAUAAAGAACAGAAAUCAUUAUGUCUAUAGCAUGCAGGAAAGCUUCAAUUAUAAUCGAAACUACACUUUAAAGAUACCAAAGUCUAAAACGUUAAAUCAUUAUCAUAUAGACCAAAUAAAGAGUCACUUUCACGACAGGAUGAAGGAUGGAUACGAACAUUCGUUGAAGACUCAUUGUUCUCGAAGAUCCUACGCUGGUAUAGAUUCUAUAAAAGAGAAUACUUUAGAUGAAUUACCAGAAAUUAAUGUAAAAGACAGAUAUUCUUUUCCUAAAGCUAGGAGUACGUUCACUAUUAAAAAAAUAUGUUUCCAAAAAGGUUCGCAAUACAAACCGCUGGGUUUCAGCAUUGUGGGUGGAAGAGAUUCUCCGAAAGGAAAUAUCGGGAUUUACGUAAAAACAAUUUUUAUUAAUGGACAAGCAGCAGAAAGCAAUAGUUUGAAAGAAGGCGAUGAAAUACUGGCUGUCAAUAAUAUUCUUUUGCAUGGUGUUGCACAUAAAGAGGCAGUGAAUAUUUUUAAAAAUAUAAGGUCCGGCACUGUGUUACUACAUAUAGGGAGAAGAAUAAUAAACUGAUAUAAAAUAGAAGUAAAAUCAUGUCUAAGAAAUUGACUUAAUAUACCAAAUUACUACCAAAGUAUUACUAUAAGAAUAAGUAAUUUUUGUAAAAUUUUAUAUGAUUAAAUAUUAAGUUAUUACCUGA